Molecule: messenger RNA, 1083 nt
Organism: Caenorhabditis briggsae
Lineage: Eukaryota; Metazoa; Nematoda; Chromadorea; Rhabditida; Rhabditidae
Exons: 5
Coding region: 1-1083 (360 amino acids)
Biological process (GO): ceramide biosynthetic process
Cellular component (GO): membrane
Molecular function (GO): sphingolipid delta-4 desaturase activity
Source: RefSeq, a predicted model, not a curated record
AUGGGUCAGGCUCCGGCCAAGGAAGAGGAUUUCGCAUGGGCCUACACAGAAGAGCCACAUGCAUCUAGGCGCAAAGAGAUGCUGGCGAAAUAUCCUCAGAUCAAGGAACUGUUUGGACAAGACAAAGCAUUCAGACCCGUUGUCGUUUGUAUGGUUCUUGCUCAGAUUGUUUUUGCAUAUUUACUCCGUGAUUCUGACUGGCUUUUAGUCGUCCUUCAAGCAUAUUUUGUAUCGGGAACUAUCAACCAUUCCCUGACACUUGCUGUUCACGAAGUUAGUCAUAAUCAAGCAUUUGGAACAAGUAGACCUCUUGCGAACCGUAUCUUUGGAUUUAUCGCCAACCUACCAAUGUGUAUUCCAAUGUCAAUAUCAUUCAAAAAGUACCAUUUAGAACAUCAUCGUAAUCUAGGAGAAGAUGUGAUUGAUACUGAUGUGCCCACUGAGUUCGAAGCGAAAGUUUUCCGUACAUGGCUCGGAAAGAUGAUAUGGAUGAGUCUUCAACCACUUUUCUACGGGAUUCGACCUUUUAUGCUUUACCCGAAAUCCAUGACUGAUUUGGAACUGAUUAAUGUCGCAAUUGAAUUGGCGUUCAGUAGUUUCAUCUAUACUCAAUUUGGACCAAAAUCAUUCUUCUUCUUGUUUGGAGGACUUGUUCUUGGAAUGGGAUUGCAUCCAUGUGCUGGCCAUUUUGUUUCUGAACAUUACGUUUUCAAGAAGGACCAGGAAACUUAUAGUUACUACGGACCAAUCAAUAUGGUAGUCUUCAACGUCGGUUACCAUGUUGAGCAUCACGACUUCCCCUAUAUUACAGGAUCGAAUCUCCCAAAGGUCCGCGAAAUCGCUCCAGAAUACUACAAAGACUGGCAAACUCAUGGAAGCUGGGUAGGUAUGAUGGCGGACUUCAUCUUCAACCCGAAAAUGACAUUGCGAAAGAGAAUCAAAAGAAAAUAUGCGAAGCCCGAUCAAUUCUCUUUCUAUGGAACUGGACCGUAUGAGACUAGCCAUGUUUAUCAGUCAGUUGCCAAUGUUAUCAACACAUUGACUGGAUUCGGAGGGCAGAAGUCUGUAGUCAAGUGCGACUGA